Molecule: messenger RNA, 4720 nt
Organism: Leguminivora glycinivorella
Lineage: Eukaryota; Metazoa; Arthropoda; Insecta; Lepidoptera; Tortricidae
Gene: RhoGAP93B
Product: rho GTPase-activating protein 39
Exons: 22
Coding region: 195-3308 (1037 amino acids)
Biological process (GO): signal transduction
Cellular component (GO): cytoplasm; cytoskeleton
Molecular function (GO): GTPase activator activity; protein binding
Source: RefSeq, a predicted model, not a curated record
UUAUUUCUGUCGCAACACAUUCCCAACGAAAAACGACUAAACUGUCGCAAUUCGUUGCUCGCAUCGCAAGUGGCAAGUGGAACAUACUAUCGUAAACAUGGAUGGUUUCUGACCGUCGUCUUCCGUAUUUUAGGUAGAUUAGAUUGUUUACGAUGCAUAUAAAACUUUAGUAAAGUGAUUUUCUUUUCGGGAAAAUGACUUCAGAAAGGGUAGAAUGGGUGGAAAUAAUCGAGCCCAAGACAAAGGAACAUAUGUAUGCUAACCUCACUACGGGGGAAUGCGUAUGGGACCCACCUGAGGGAGUUAAAGUGAAACGGACAGACUCAUCCCAAUGGUGGGAACUUUUUGAUAUCAACACACAUAGAUUUUACUACUACAAUGCAUCAACUCAGACUACAGUAUGGCACAGGCCGACGGACUGUGAUAUCAUACCGUUAGCAAAGUUACAGACCCUGAAACAAAACACUGAUCCACAAAAAAGACGGGAAAGUGCCACGCAGACAAACCAGGCUGCACCUCAGGCUCCAUCAUCAAUAGACCCAGUCAGCAGCAAUGGCAACACCACGGCAGCGAGCGCCAGUAAACUGUCACCCAGCAACACCAAGAAUGUGUCCUUGCCACAGACCAGCCCCGUGCGGACCAGGCGCUCACAUUACCACCAUAGAAAUAGCGGCGAGAGGCGAGGCAGGCUGAGCGAAGAUGGAGCGAGCCAACUGUGCCGUCACACCGACUCUGGUCGUUCUUCUGAUAGCAGCGUCAGCAGUCAACGCCGCAAGCAGCAGGAGCUGGCGGCGGCGGCAUGCGCGCCGGUAUGCACGCCGCAGCUGCGGAAACGCAGCGGGCCCGCACCGCCGCUAGAAGCUGACAAAUGGUCGCCGCAUGCAGGAUUGAACAGGAGCGGCAGCUUCAUCUCGCCGCGGAAGGACGCCUCGGACGAUUCCAUGCACGAGAAAUACUUCAAAUCCGUUGAGAGCACACCUUUGACUAAACGCAAGUUGAAGCAGCAAUCGACUGGAUCGUCCUGCGAGUCGGCCUCCCCGCAAAGCCCGAGUAGCCCUCUGCAGAAACCGCAGCCACAGCCAUUUUUACAGACGUCAGCGGCGCGCCCUUCGCUGGUCUCAUCGAUCUCAUUGGCCACGGACGCGGCGGGCGGCUCCCGAGUUAUGCACAGCUUGGAGCGGCCGCACCAACUGUCGAGGCACGCUCGUGAACGUUACUCUGACAGACACCUGGACAAGGAUCGGCUGGUGGAGUUAGAGCGAGCGGAACGUUUCGACAAGCAGGCAGCGUAUAGUGUGGACAAACCCUUCCGGCAGACGAGUUUAGAUCUGCGGCAUCAUGCACCCAAUUGGCAUCCACCCAGGGAGUUCACUAGAAGGCAGCAAGCAGAACCGGAACGUUACACAUCGAGCAAAAGUUCGCUUUCGUCGGGCAGCAGCAAGAGGCAAGAGCCACACCACAACUUCAUGAGGCUUUGCUCGGCGAACGAGCAAGACAACAUGGCUGCUGUGAAUUACAAAAUGAAAUGCAUCAAUCUGGACCCGCCGCUAACAGAGCCCAACGUGCAGAAACACAACCAAAGGCUAGAGAGGUCCACGGCGCCGAGAGAUCGUGCUAAAUCGAGACGUCACAAGAGGCCCGAAGAAGUGGAAGAAUCUCCUCUAGACGCCGACGAAGAAGAUGACGAAGGUUCUCCGCUGUACUGCAACUGGGACCUCCGCGGCAUGCAGCACUUGCUGCCGCUGCAGGACUAUAUCAUACAGCAGGCCAAGCUGUCCAGAGGCGGUCGCUACGCUGACGGCUCGGGUUCCGACAACGAGUCGAACUCAUCCCGCUCGCGCUCCGGGUCCCGCGGCUCGCGCUCGCUGUCCGGCCACGAGCCCGACAACGAGUCCAGCGACGGCGGCGCGCGCACGCCCGACGACGACGACGGCUCCGGCGUCUACCUCUCCCACCAGCACGCCGAGUACAUGAACCACGGCGUGGCCUACUACAACACCUUCCACGAGCCCGACAAGGAGUACCACCGGCCUGUCGCGGGCGCGGAGGCGUUGUACAGUCCCGUGCGUGCGCAUGCGCCGCGGCCGCCGGAGCAGGACAUCGAGAUCUUCGCCAAGGACCACCUCAACUUCAACAAGGGCAUCUUUAGGAAGAAGGCGUCAGUACGCGAUAUGUUAUCAUGGACGUCGUCAGGCAUCAGCGCACCUAUGGUGGGCGCGGACUGGGACAAGGCACACAAGAAGGCAGCUACCGACCUGUUCAGACUAGUCCAGAUAUACAUGGGCGAUCGCAAGGCCAGGCCGGGCAUGACGCUCAACUCCGUCGCUCAGGACUUGCUGCACGCCACCUUCGCUAAUGAGAAAUUGCGAGACGAGCUGUACGUGCAAUUGUGCCGGCAAACGACAGAGAACCCGCUGCGAGACUCGCUGCUGCGUGGCUGGGAGCUGCUGGCGGUGUGCCUCGCCUUCGUGCCGCCGUCGCCCGCCUUCCAGCCCGCGCUCACCAACUACGUCAACCGUCAUCGCGACCCCGCCUUCGCGGACGCCUUCCCUGAGGUUGGCAAAUGGCCGAUCCACGUACAAGUGUCACACUACGCGGGCGUGGCGUGCAAGCGGCUCGAGCGGAUCGGCGUCAGCGGCAAGCGGCAGCCCAGGAAACCCACCACAGAGGACAUCGACCAGGCGAGGAUCCAAAUAUUCCGACAGUCUAUGUUCGGCAACACACUAUCAGAAGUCAUGGCGCUUCAAAAGGAGCGGUUCCCUAACCGGCAGUUACCGUGGGUUCAAGUCGCGCUCUCGCAGCAGGUGCUAGCGCUGAGCGGGCGCGAAACUGAGGGCAUCUUCAGGGUAUCAGCUGAUGUGGAUGAGGUGGCGGCGCUCAAGGCGAAGAUUGAUAAUUGGGAGUUACCAGACGCUUCGACCCUCACUGAUGCCCACGCGCCGGCGAGUUUGCUCAAACUGUGGUACCGAGAGUUAUACGAGCCUUUGAUACCAGACGCGCUGUACGCGCCGUGCGUAGCUGCGGGUUCAGACUACGCUGCGUGCUCGAGGGCGCUACAGCGUCUGCCGGCGCUGAACCGACUGGUACUAACCUAUCUCAUAAGUUUUCUCCAGCAAUUCACCGCUCCAGAAGUCGUAAGUCAAACCAAAAUGGACUCCGCUAACCUGGCCAUGGUGUUCGCGCCCAACUGCCUCCGCUGCACCUCCCAGGACCCCAGGGUCAUCCUGGAGAACGCGCGGAAGGAGAUGACCUUCCUGAAGACCCUUAUCACGAACUUGGACACGUCUCAUGUGCAGGACAUGCUGUGACCGAAUCUCAAUAACAAUUAUGGGAACGAUAAUUGUUCGUUGCAAACGUUCUUGGUUUUAACCAUUUCUAUGUAUAAAACCUAACUGACAAGGUAUGCGUUUAUAUUGAUAUAAGUAAGUUUGGGAUGCAUCUAGAGAUAGUCAAUUUAGCCCAAAUCUCAUAUUACAUAUAAUCUAGAUGCGUUACUAGGGAAAAAUUGAGGGUUAGGUUAUAUGAUGCAUAGCCCUCAGUGAUGAGGUAAGGGAUGUUCAAAAUAAAAUUUGCUUUAAUGAACGUUCAUGUAACGUGCCGUGGCCCACAAGACCUUAAGCCGCCGAUACACCUGUCCUGUGAAUUCCGUAACUCUUGUAUAAACCUUUAUAACUCUAAAAUGAGAAAAUAAGGAUUACUAGUGCAAACGUCACGAGCCAAUGUGCCGUUUUGAACAAAAAGGUAUCUUAGAUCGAUCGAGACUAACAGUGCGACUUAAAAAUUUAGAAAUUAAUAGAGGGCACUUUCUUCGGAACUGUGACAUUCUGACGUAAAACUCUUAGACAUGGUAACAAUUUUGUAAGGAUUAACCAAUAAAAUACAGAUUUUAAUUUAAGUCCCUUUGUAAGCAAAUACGCAUUCUUGCUCUUCAAGGUUCCUUUCUGUAUAGACGGCACAAAUAUUAAGGCAUUUACCGAAUUCCCAUAAUUAUAUUGGACAUUCUUGUAUAUUGUUUGUAUUUUUGUACGCUAUAUGAUAAUUUUAUUUGGUCGUAUCCAAAGAUAUUUAAUAAAAUGUGAUUUUAAUUACAUUAGAAUCUGAGCUUUACAAAAGUGUACGUGCAAUGUGUUUCGGAAAUGAACGGUUGCUUGUUUAUAUUUAGUUUAGUUGUAGAGUGAAUGAAUUUAUUUUUACUACUUUAUUUUUAUUACGUAUUACUUACCAUAGUAUUAAGUUCUGCUAUUGAAUAAGGCAGCUAUAUUUUUCAAGACGAAUUAUACGCAUUAUUAUGUUAGAUUAAGCAAUUUAAUCGUAUUGAGGCACCUAUUAAGACUACCGAGAUUUACAUCCGUCAAUUCGCCUACUGCCUGAUGUAGUAGGCUAGUUGUCUAUUGUUGAAUUCACUUUUAGUAGACCAAGUAACCGAUUUUAACUAUUCAGAAUAUACAUACGCAUACGCACUUAUAACCAUACUUGUGCACUUAGCGACGUUAUAAAUUGUAUUUAUUUUUACGGUUGACAUUUUGUUGAGUAAGUGAUGUCGUCGUUUAGAAAACUAGCCUAUUAUGAUUGGCGCGGAUAUAUAAAGUAGAACAAUGCAAUUUGGGCUCAAUUUUGUUUACUCUUAAAUUUGAAUUCACAAACACAUUAUGUUAAUAAGUUAGUAGAUAAACCACAUCACAAGUAGUUACUAUAUUUUAGUCAAUAAUUUAUGACGCAU